AUGAUACGUUAUAACUAGUGCGAUGGUAAUAAUUUUUAUCGAUCGUCUGAAAUAUCGAUUCGUUUAAGUUUCAUCGAAAACGGAACAGAAUCAGUUUUUACGCAAAGAAUGCGUUUAGUAGAACUUUGAAUGUACAUUGAAAUAAUAGAAAUCACAAUUUCGUGUUCACCGAAAUUUUAAUCCCUAUCUCAAAAUGGUUUUGAGUCGCAACGACAAACGAAAAAGGAAAGAAGGAGAUCUGGUAGAUCUUAUGGAACCACUUUCGGAAUCUCCGAAAAGAACCAAAGUUCAUGCACAAAGAAAAUUUGCGCAAGGUGCGAUCGCAGUAUUUAAUACAUCACCUACACCUAUUAAAGACAAAGAGAAAGCUAAACCUGGUACAAUCACAGAAUUAAUAACUCACAAACGACCAAACACUGAGGAUUUUUUAACAUUUUUAUGCUUCAGAGGAACAUCUAUUUUGCCACCUAAUUUAAAUUUUUUCAAUACUGGCAACAAAAAGGAGAAACAAGGAUCUAAACCAACUCAAACUUCUAUAGAAAAAACAUUGUCCUCUACUAGUACUUUCACAGAGAUUCAGAAGCAAGAAAACACAUGCCAAAAAAAUGUGACAAAAGUAAAACCUAUUGUUUCGAAUAAAAAGAAAGUGACAAGUGCAUUACACAAAAGUAUUACUAAACUUAAGACGACUACAUCUACGGUUCAAGCACUUAAAAAAAAAUAUCAAGAACAACGCCUUGCUAAGCAAAGAAUCAAAAAUAAAUUUAAAACUACUUGCGUUAUGAAGACAAGAUCAUGUACGGAGAGAUCUAUGUUAAAGGCUGGACUUCAGUUGACACCGCGAAAAUUUUUACCUAAAAUCAAGACAAAGAGGCAUGGCUUAAGAAGUAGUGUACUACCAGAGAAAACUAGUAAAUCUCUAUCAAAAACGAAAGUUACGUUACCAAAACCAAAGAAGAAAGUCAAUCUAAAAUUGAAAAAUAGUGAUACUUCAAAUAUAGAUAUGUCAUCCGAAGAAGACAAUGAUGUCGACAACGAAGAAAGGGAAGAAUUACAUAUAGAGAAAGCAACAUCACAAAUAAAGCGAAACAUACAAAGAGGCAUCCAAAAAAAGAUUUGUACUAGAAGUAAGUCAGAAAUGAGGAGAGUUACUCGAUCGUCUAGUGGCACAGUCUCUUCACAAAAUCUUUCUAGGAGGCCUACCAGAAAAACAAAAGAAGCAGCUGCUGUGUAUAUGGAAAUUCUUGGGAGAAAACUAGUGAGCCCGGAUUUAGAAAAUGAUAACGUUUCAGUUGAGAGCUUUCCCGAGCUGCCAAAUGCUCGUAGAAUAACGCAAACGGAGAACGAGCUUAAAGCCAAAGUGAAACAAAGUAGUAUCAAGGCUAUUGUUAAAACCAAGGAUUCUAAAGUUAGUUCCUACAAUAGUAACACUAAUAAGCGAUUGGAUAAAAGCAAAAAUAAUAAACUGAUUUUAAAGAGCAAACGUCUGCUGAGGGUACAAAGAUAUUGUGAAGAGGAUAGCGACGAAGAAUCUGAGAGCUCGAUAGAAACAAACAAUUCAAGACCUAUUACCAGACAGAGUCUUGGGAAAAUUGAUAAACCAAUCAGAAGCCUUAGAUCAUCCUCCAAAAAUGCAACUAUACAAACAGAAAUACAAAGUAACGUAAAUAAUAAACCGAAAACUCAAAUUCAAAAUUGCGUGAAAUCAGUUAGAGAAAAAUUUGUGUUAAAACACAAACGCGAGAAAAAUAUAUGUAAAACGUCGUUAAAUAAGAUUAAACAAAAGAACCUUAAAAGUAAUCAAAAUGAGAAGGGGGAAUCAGAAGAGGAGACGUUAGGAAUGCUACUCAAUAAAAUAAAGAAGAAAAAAGAUAACGAGGAAGAAGAGGAAGGGCAGAUCCCUGACAAUAUUAACAAUCUGAAAGAUAAAAAGGCAGCUUGCAGUAACAUACAAAAAACAACUGAUCUGUCGAAGGUAUCAGACGACGAGGAAUCUUUUCGAGGGUUUACUAAGAAGGCAAUAUCAAAAGUUUUGAAUUCAUGUCAGACGCAUGCUAAUGUUAAUUUAUUAGUCACAGAGUCUGACAAAAAGUUGAAUUUACCCAAAACAUUGGAUGUAUCGCAAACAGCGAAUCAAAGCGUCAUUUUACAGAAAAGUAAAGUAGAAACAUCAUCAAUCAAAGACGGUUUUUCCGUUGCGAAUCCGUUAAAUGGUGAAUGCAAUGUAUUUGUGCAGGAAAAAUCUAUAUUAGAUUUGUCCGACAAGACUCAAAGCUUAUUGUUGCCAUUUACAGAACAGACGAGCAAAAAAUGUAAUCGCGAAAAUGAGGUUUCUUCCAAUCUUAUACCACUAUCUACUCUGCACACAAGAAAAGAACGAGUAAAUAUGUCAACCGAACAAAUAGAAAAGUGGUUGAAUGAAAGUUCAUUUGCCAAAGAAGAGAGCAAGCUGGAGAUGGAAAACGUUUCUAGUUUUAGGUACGAUUCUGCAGAAAAGUUAAAGACGGAUGUCUCGCAUCUAUCUAUUUCAACGAAAAUCCAACAUUUGGUACGCCCGGUCAACGUUACACUUUCAAAAUUAUCAGAUAAGACAAAUUUGAAGGAUCGUAUAGGAGUCCACAAUAAAAAUGUGAUACCAGUAAUAUCCGAUAUGCGUAAUACCGGAGUGAAGCGACAAAAUGCAGUUGUUGACAAAAAUAAGAGCACUAUCAAAGGAAAACAGACUGUCAAGAAUAAAACUGGAAAAACGAACAAAGAUACCUCUUUUUCUGAAGAUACAAGCAACAAUACUGUCUUUAAAACAGAUCAAAACUCGGUGGAUGAUUCUGUAGAGAAGAAAUCAUCGACAGAGAAGAAAACGUUUCAGCCGCGAAAACCUUUUUUGCCCAAAGUCAAGGAACGGAAAACUGUAAUACCGAAUGCGAACGCGUUUUCGCCAGAGAACGAGAGCAGUGUUUACGCAUUUGAAAGUGAUGCCGAAGUUCCCGUUAGCACACCUUUCCGAAGAAAAAUCAAAGAUAAUGCAAGACGUUCGACAGCAGCAACCUCUACGGAGACCAUAAUAUCCGAGUCCAAAAUAAUCCCUAACAAAUUAAGUUCAAAGGAUUCUGAACCAUUGGAUAGUAAAGAAAAAUCAUUAAACGAUCCCGUAACGAUUGCAAAGAAAGAACAAGAGUCGCAAAGAUCAAAGAACGUAGUAAAUAUAACUCCAAGCGUGAGCAAGUUUGAAUUACCCAAUAAUUUUGCAAGCUUGACCACUGUCCAAGUGCUGCCACUUGAUAAACUCACGACAAGUUGGAGCAACUUAAAUUGUAGUGCUUCCAUAGCGGUACAAGUGAAUCUCGACGAGACCACGCGAGAACACGAAAACAAUAUAAGUCAACAGAAAAGUACCGAGAUAUCUACUCAAACCGAAAUGAAUAACGAGAAUGACGACGACAACGAUGGACAUCUAUUUUAUAUUCCGUUACAGGCUGUUACAAGAGGCGGUCCAAAUCUGGUACAAGGACAACAGCUAAUACAGGGCGUGGCUGUUAAACUCGGUACUGAAGGACCGACUGGUCCUAAUCAAAGAGUACUCCUUCGAGCUAAAUUGGUCACUAAGCCACCGUUAUCAGUGGCACGUUGUCCACCAAUAGGUACAGUACAGCCGACAACGCGUACUCCAUCUAAUCCUGCAGUAAUUACAGUGGAACAACAAGUUCCAUCAACAUCAUCGACCGCAACUGUGUCAACCGCAAUAGCAAGUAUGUCGAACGUGGAGAUGCAAUCAACAUCAUUAAUGAAAAAUGAAAUGUCAAUGCCAAGUUUGAAUCGUCAAAAUGUCAGUACGAUUAUAAAUAGCAAUUCAGAAAAACUCACAAAAUCACCAAAGUCUAGAGAAAGAAAAACUUCUAUAGAUUCGACAAAAAGCGGGAAGAGGAUACAAAUGAAAUGCAAACAAAAGGAACUAGGCUCUUCAAGCAGUAGUACGACGUUUCUAGGCACGAAAAUCGCGAAUGAUGAAGCUCGCGUAGUCGAGGCGCCAACAUUUCAUCCAACGGAGAAAGAUUUCCAGGAUCCAUUAGAGUAUAUAGAUAAGAUAAGGCCAGUCGCUGAAAAAUUUGGAAUUUGUAAAGUGGUACCUCCACCGAAUUUCAAGCCAGAAUGCAAGGUGUCUGAUGAUAUGAGAUUUACCGCUUAUAAUCAAUAUGUACAUCGCAUGCUACACAGAUGGGGUCCUAAUGUAAAAGAAAUUAUGGCUAUCAAGAAAUAUUUAGCUACUCAGAGUAUUACUUUGACUCAACCUCCAUGGAUUGGUGGAAUGGAGGUAGAUUUACCUCAUUUAUAUCAAACAGUUCAAAGUUUGGGUGGAUUGAAAGAAGUAAUUGAGAAAAAAAAGUGGCAAAAAGUAGCAGAUGGCAUGAAAAUACCGAAAUCAGCACAGGAUCGUGUUACUAAAUUAGAUGAUAUUUAUUGUAAAUAUUUAUUGCCAUAUGAUACAUUAUCCCCAGAGGAACGUGGAAAAUUGUUUGAUGAGGUUGAAAGUGAAUGGAUAAAAAAAGAAAGCAAAGCCUUGCAAAGGCAAGAAGUAUCAUCUAAUGAUAACGAUGAGGAAGAGGAUGAAGACAGUUCUGAUGAAAUUGAAGAAUGCAUCGUUAAAGGAAGAAACAUGCCAUUGAAUGCUUUUUAUCGAAUUGCCCGUAAUACUCAACGUAUGUGGUUCGGUGAAAAUCAACGAGGAAAUGAAACCGAGGGUGCUUCCGCCAACGAGGUAGAGAAUGCAUUUUGGAAACAUGUUGCCGAGAGAAAACGUCAUGUCUGCGUACAUGCGGCAAGCAUUGAUUCAAGCGGUCGUGGAUUUGGAUUUUCUGUUGCAAAAAACAGUCCGUUUGCAAGACAUCCUUGGAAUCUUAAAGUGUUCACUAACAAUCCUGGAUCAGUAUUAAGAGCUUUGGGUCCAUUAAUGGGUGUGACCGUACCAACAUUGCAUGUGGGUAUGUUAUUCAGCGCUUGUUGUUGGUACCGUGAUCCGCAUGGUCUACCAUGGAUAGAGUAUCUACACACAGGCGCCAAAAAAAUUUGGUAUGGGAUACCUGAUGAGCAUAAUAAUAAUUUCCGAAAAGCGCUCUCGAAAAUGGUACCACAAUAUUGCAAAAAUAAGACGAUAUGGUUACCUUCUGAUACUGCUAUGGUUCCACCGGAAUUAUUAGUGAGCAAUAAUGUACCAUUAUGUCAGACUGUACAAGAACCAGGACAAUUUAUAAUAGUAUUUCCAAAAGCGUUCACAUCAAGCAUAUGUACCGGUUAUGUUGUAUCUGAAAGCGUAUAUUUCGCACAACCAUCCUGGUUAGAAACUGCAGAACAAGUAUUUAAGGAUAUACAAGAUAGUUGCGAACCUUCUAUUUUUUCAUUUGAAAGAUUGUUAUUUAAUAUUAUUAAUGAUACGAGAUCGCACAUAGAUAUAUUGAAACAGAUAUUACCGAGUGUAAUAAAGAUUUGUGAAAAAGAAUUAGAUUAUCGUAAACAGCUGGAAAAUGUAGGUCUUAUCAAUAGAGAAAGAUUGCCUUUACCAGUUAAUGGAAAAGGGAAGAAAGGGAAAAAAGUGAAAGAGGAUGAUGGUGACUUUGAAUGUGAGACAUGUAGAGCCAAUUUGUUUGUCUCUUUGGUAAAUAAUUCUCGAGAUGACAGCGUUUAUUGUUUGCCGCAUGCCUUGCACUUAAUUAAUUGUAAGAAGCAGGUUUUGAAACAUUGUACUCUCAUGUACACGUAUGAUGAAGAUGAAUUAGACGAAUUGAUUCACAAACUGGAAAACAGAAUUGAAGCCAAAUCUAAAAAAACUAAUCAAAUAAAACAAAAUAAACAAGAAAAAUAA
Messenger RNA from Cyphomyrmex costatus, 5854 nucleotides. RefSeq names its product Jumonji, AT rich interactive domain 2 (gene Jarid2). The record is from RefSeq and is a predicted model, not a curated record. The transcript is spliced from 12 exons. Gene Ontology annotation, biological process: chromatin remodeling; regulation of gene expression. The coding region runs from base 194 to 5854 and encodes 1886 amino acids. Gene Ontology annotation, cellular component: nucleus; chromatin. NCBI's taxonomy places the organism in Eukaryota, Metazoa, Arthropoda, Insecta, Hymenoptera, Formicidae. Gene Ontology annotation, molecular function: DNA binding.